This is a messenger RNA of Sus scrofa (pig), 1647 nucleotides long. It is a transcript of the gene MCUB, whose product is annotated as mitochondrial calcium uniporter dominant negative subunit beta. NCBI's taxonomy places the organism in Eukaryota, Metazoa, Chordata, Mammalia, Artiodactyla, Suidae. Gene Ontology annotation, biological process: mitochondrial calcium ion homeostasis; calcium import into the mitochondrion. The record is from RefSeq and is a predicted model, not a curated record. Gene Ontology annotation, molecular function: calcium channel inhibitor activity. Gene Ontology annotation, cellular component: uniplex complex.
GACCCGCAACACCUGAGAUGCGGAGGGCGGUUCCCUCGCGCUCUCAUUCUCUCCUCCCGCCCCUCCAAAUUUUGGUCGGAGGAAAGAAAACAGGCUCGCGCCGGGGCGUGUGCGAAGACCAGACGAGGGGAGAGGGACACACCCUCCCUUUAGCCCGCCCCGCGCUGCGCGGCGCGGGGAGGCGGGGGCCCGGCGAGGCUGCGCCCACGGAGAACGCCGGCGCCCAGCCACCAGCGCAGACCAUGGCCCGCUGACUCCAGCGGGAGCGCCGCGCCCGACGGGAUGAUGCGCUGGAGGGGCCCCUGGCCGUGGCGCGCGCGGCUGCUGACGACCCCCGGAACCCAAGGCCAAGCGCAUUCGCGGCCGCCGAUGCCCCAGGUUUUGUGUGUGAAACUGUAUGGACAUCUGAAAUACUAUCAGUCAAAUUUUUAUAGUACAGUGGUGCCACCUGAUGAAAUCACAGUUAAUUACAGGCAUGGUCUUCCCUUGAUUACGCUUACUUUGCCAUCCAGAAAAGAGCGCUGUCAAUUUGUAGUCAAACCAUUGUUAUCAACGGUUGGUUCCUUCCUUCAGGACCUGCAAAAUGAAGAUAAAGGUAUCAAAACUGCUGCCAUAGUCACACCAGAUGGCAGUGAAGUGGCAGCUUCAACCUUAAUGGAAACUUUGCUAAUGAAUGAUUUUAAACUUGUUAUUAAUGAAAUAACAUAUGAGGUACAGUGCUCCAAGGAAGAAAAACCGAGUAGCGAGCAUGCCACUGAGAUGGAAAACAUGAAAUCCUUGGUUCACAGACUGUUCACCACCUUGCAUUCAGGCGAGUUUCAGAAACAGAGAGAGCGCCAUCUACUGGAGAAAAUUAACCACCUGAAGGGACAGCUGCAGCCCCUUGAACAGAUGAAGGCUAAAAUCGAAGCGCGCUCAGAAGCCAAAUCCAGUGGACUCCUGUGGGCUGGAUUGGCACUGCUGUCCAUUCAGGGCGGGGCACUGGCCUGGCUCACUUGGUGGGUGUACUCCUGGGAUAUCAUGGAACCAGUCACGUACUUCAUCACCUUUGCAAAUUCCAUGGUCUUUUUUGCAUACUUUAUAGUCACUCGACAGGAUUAUACUUACUCAGCUGUUAAGAGCCGGCAGUUUCUUCACUUCUUCCACAAGAGAUCAAAGCAGCAGCAUUUUGACGUGGCACAGUACAACAAGCUCAAAGAAGAUCUUGCUAAGCUUUCAGAUGAGAAAAGAGAGGCAAACCCUGCUAGAAAGUGGGGAAACCAGGGUAUGAAGCCAGAUGUUUGACUCUGGAUCCUGUACUCUGAAGGACUUCGUACAAUCUGGUUUUUAGGGACCAUUUAUCUCUGGCCUCCUAGUGGACUCAUUAGUUUUGUCCAGAGGGUGACUUCUCAACGCAUAACUAGAUUUCUAAUUUUUCUUAGCAAUUUUGUAAGAAAAAAGUUUUGGUAAAAUUAUCUUCCAUUGCUCAAUGCAUGAUCAUUUAAUAGCCAGUAAUCAUCAUAUCUUUUGUUACCUGUACCUUCUAAACUGCCCACCCCUCAAAUUUUAAAAAAGGAAAGCUAUAUUUAGAAUUGAAUCUGUAGCCCAAAAAUUGGAGAUAAAGAGCCUUUAAAAAAAUAUUUUUAGGAGUUCUUGCUAUGGUACACU